Cuscuta europaea is the source of this 1744-nucleotide messenger RNA. The record is from the annotation of a GenBank genome assembly. Lineage: Eukaryota; Viridiplantae; Streptophyta; Magnoliopsida; Solanales; Convolvulaceae.
UAAAAUACAUACAAAGCACCUAAAUUAAAAACUCUGGUCUGUGAGUAAGAGAGGAGGAGAGCGACUAGUGAGGAACGAUCAACGUUGGAGGGGCUGGUACGAAACUUGCCGGAGCAGAGAGAAGGGACCCACCGUCAAAAACCUGCGUCGCCGAUAUCACGUAUAGCAAAGACGCACGUCUCUGUUUCUUUUUCUUCGCCGGCCAACUGAUGGAUAUGCUUUGGAUGAUGACAUGCAUGCUUACGGUUCUUGAGAGCGCUAGCUAGAGAUAUUACUAAUUUUGCCAUGGACCGGCGUUCCAUAAUGGCUAUUGCCAAUGCCAAAGCGACCGAGGAGCUGGCUGCUAAGGCGGCCGAGGCGGCCCGACGUGCCGCGGCCGGUGGGAGUGGGGCUACUACUGAUGCGCCCCCAAGGCCUGCCCAAUCGAAGAAGAAAAGGCCGGCCACUGACGGCCAGAAGAAAUUAACUGAGGCCGGCCUGAACGUCUCCAAGAAGACGAAGAGGGCACCUUCUCCUUCCCCAGGUACCGAGGCCGGUACUCUGGCUGUUCCCAGCGUGGACGAUGGUGGUCCCGUCGUGGACCUGACUGUUGCUGGCGAUGCUGCCCCGUCGCUUCCUCUCAUCCAGGAACCGCGGACGAAGAGGGCCGGUAAGGAGAUAGCCGGUGCCACCUACCAGAAGAUGGUAGAAUACCCCGUCGGCGGGGGUGUGUUCGAUGAUGUCGUCCUUGGCCACGACGUCCUGGCCCAGGCCAUGCCGGCCAAAGAUCGGGCUUACUUGAAGAAGCUCGGGGACGUUAAGAUUUACGAGGGCGGCAUGGACCUCCUCGUCCAAAGUGCCUUUAUGCUCAUGGAGAGCCAUAAAAGGCAAUACCGAGAGAUAGCUCGUCUGAAGGAGCUGGAGCAGAAGGCCGCCUCGGCCGACGAGGCGGUAGCUUGCCUAGAUCGGCUCCGGGAGGAUGCCAGGGCGUUGCAGGAAAGGGCCGAUGAAGCCGCCGCAGCCAGGGACGAUGCCCUGGCGAAGCUCGAGGAGAGCAAAAGGGAGCUCGAGGAGUCCCAACGAACGCUGGAGGCCGAGCGGCGCAAGAGCGAGGAGGCCGCGAAGGCGAAGACUGAGGCCGAGGCCGCCGUUGUGAGGGCUGCUGAUGAGGCCGUGGAGAAGUUCCUGGCCGAGGGGUGGAAGGCCGAUGAGAGGCUUCCCUGGUGCUACGGGGUGGUGGCCGCCAGGCUUGAGAGUUGGGGGAUGAACUCCCCCGCCGGCCAGGAGUAUUUCAGCCGAGAGAUGUCUGUGUAUUAUAACAUGGGCCAGGAGCGGAUGUAAAGGCUCUUGUGUUGGCGGCUCUCUCGUGCUUUGAAGGCCAUGAACUAUACGUCUGGGUGGGCUAGACGGAACCUGAAGCUGCCGAAGCUGAUGAAGGAUCCAGAAGAGCAGGCGAAGCUUCCCUUGUCGGAGCGCGAGUCCCCCAUUGAAAGCUCCGGCCUCGGCGAGCCGGAUUACACUGAAUUUGACUUCCUUGACGAUGCCACUAGCGCUGCGGCCGCUGCCGGCCAGGAGAUUGAAGCCGAGGAGGGGGCCGACGAGGCCGAAGAGCCAGCCGCAGAUGGAGGUGCCCCAGAGGCUUGAUCUGCUACUCUGUAGUUAAUUUUUAUUUUUGCCAAAUGAUGUAACGGCCGUAGCGCCCCCCAAUUGUAAUGAACUUGACCAUCAAUGAAAAAAAUUUUGCCGUCCUGUUCGGCUUUGAAUC